AUGUGUUUAAACAAGCUCCAGAAACGGCAGAAAAAAAACGGUGUCCAAAUGAUUAUUCCUCGGCGUGUUAAAAAUCAAAUACAUCGUGAAAAUUAUGCAGGCAGCCCAGAAGCAUAUUAUCGUAAAUCGAUAUUUAUUCCAUUUUUAGAUAAUUAUCUGGAUCAAUUAAGCUCAAAAUUUCUUGACCAUAGUACACUACUUUUAAAAAUACAGAAUAUUUUGCCGUCAAAAUGUAUAACGUUGGAUACAGAUGGAAUUGAAGAAACAGCACACACUUUAAUAACAGAAUGGCAAAAUGAGAUACUUGGAACAUCAGAGGACCAAAUUGCCAAAAUAGUUAUGUGA
Molecule: messenger RNA, 345 nt
Organism: Macrosiphum euphorbiae (potato aphid)
Lineage: Eukaryota; Metazoa; Arthropoda; Insecta; Hemiptera; Aphididae
Source: the annotation of a GenBank genome assembly